Messenger RNA from Monopterus albus (swamp eel), 2553 nucleotides. RefSeq names its product tRNA selenocysteine 1 associated protein 1b (gene trnau1apb). The transcript has 10 exons. Lineage: Eukaryota; Metazoa; Chordata; Actinopteri; Synbranchiformes; Synbranchidae. Gene Ontology annotation, molecular function: RNA binding. The record is from RefSeq and is a predicted model, not a curated record. Bases 474 to 1412 code for a protein of 312 amino acids.
UCCCAGGUUUAGGAGGGAGAGGGAAUUAUUUAAAAAUACUGUUUUAAGAGGUGGAAUGAACUUUAGUUUACUAGAGGUGUUGGGUCAAAGGUCAGGGGUUAUAGGAUACAGAGCACUUAUUAGGUUUUUAGAGAGCACAGGGUUACACAAGAUAAUAUAAGGUGAAUUAAGUAGGGUUAUUUUGGUGUGGUAGUAGGUAGGGGCCGUUCUAAUCCACACUCCAGUCUGGAAGGUGGCGGUAAUGCACCUAAAGCUGGUUGCCAACCGCCAUUAAAAAACAGCUGAAAAAGAAGAAACUAACCCAUCUACCGGAAGCCGGAAGCAUGAAAUUAUCUUGAGCCGGAAGAGAAGCCGCAAUUUGGUGUGUUUGGUGUUAACGUGAGGAGAACUGAUAAGGUUGCAAAGCUGAAGUCAAGGUUUUCACUACUUUUAUUCAACAGUUUUGUGGCGUUGACGCUGUUCCCAAAUCUACGAUGUUUAACAGACAGACGAGCCUUUGGAUGGGUGACUUGGACCCAUACAUGGAUGAAAACUUCAUCAAGCAGGCCUUUAGCGCUAUGGGAGAAUCACCAUUUGGAGUCAAGAUCAUUACUCACAGGAUAACAGGUGGUUCAGCUGGAUACUGUUUUGUGGAGCUGGCAGAUGAAGCAAGUGUUGACCGCUGUGUCCAGAGACUCAAUGGGAAACUGGUUCCUGGAUCAAACCCGCCCCGGAAGUUUAAGCUAAACUAUGCCACCUAUGGGAAACGGCCGGAGGCAGGGCCUGAAUUUUCAGUGUUUGUAGGCGACUUGGCUUCUGAGGUGGAUGACUUUCAGCUACACCAGGUUUUUAAGAAGUAUCCUUCCUGCAAAGGAGCCAAAGUCGUCACCGACCAGUAUGGAUACUCCAGAGGUUAUGGCUUUGUCAAGUUUGGGGAGGAGAGCGAGCAGAAGAAGGCGAUCGACGAAUGCCAGGGAACGAUGCUUGGGGGGAAGCCGCUCAGACUCAGUAUUGCUGUAGCAAAGAGCCAGAAGUUGAGCAGUUACCAUGGAGGUCAGGGCCAGAACUACCAGAACUACAACCAGUCUCAGUCUAGUUACUAUGGCAGCCACAGCGGGGGGGGUAGUGGCUACACCAUGGGCUACAGCUACAACUACGGACCCUAUGGAUACCCUCCACCAGGCCACAUGAUGCCUCCCCCUCCCCUGGGGAUGCCACCAAUGUCCACUGACAUGUCAGGAGCUGUAGAGCAGAGUCAUGAGGAGACUGAUGAUACAGAGGAUGACAAUGCAGAAGAGCCCAUCCCCGAAUGUGACGUGGAGCAGUGGAACAAGGAUUUUAUGCAGCGCAGCGAGGAGCUUUACGACGCCAUGAUGAACUGCCACUGGGAACCCCUGAACUCUGUUGACUCCCCCAUCCCUUCACCCUCUUGAUAACUUCUCUUCUGAUUCCCACGUAACUGUGGAAUAUUUAAAUUUUUUUCAUGAUUUUCUACUCCCCUGUCAUCUUACAUUCACCCCUUAUAAAGGCCACUUCAGCUUACUGUCUCAGUACGGGAUCUGACCACAAAUGUACUUGAUCCUCUUCAAAUACGCAAACAUUCACUUGAUUUCAGUGUUUACCAUAUUGGUAACAUACAGAGGGUUGGUCAGAAAUCAGAAGUUGAAAAGAAAAGAAAUUGCAGUGUAGUCCAUGCUGUUUAGUUUAAACCUUGCUAUACAGUAGCGCUUCAAGUGUAGGGAUAAAGUGUUGAAGUUGUCUUUGCUGAUGACAGGCACAGUAGUUAUAGCAUGGCAAACUGUUGUGUGUCUGUAAGUCACCGUUUAAUGCCACAGAGAAAUCUACACCACUGUCAUUUAUUUUUGUUGAUCAAUGCUGAAGUAGUCACACUAGCAAAAGCUAAAUUGAAUAUGGCCCCAACUCUUAAAGAGAUUGUCCUCUGAAGACUAUAGAUAAAUAAUAUGCCGUUAAUGUCAUUUGCCAUGUACUUCAGUCCAGAGUGGUCAUGUUUUUAAUGUAUAUACAAUAAAUCAGUCUGUCUUAUCUUGUUCAUUUUGAUUGAAUUUUUCUUUUUUGUUUUUCUGAUAAACAUUAUCUUUACAUCUUAUUUAAUUAGCAUCAUCUACGUAUGGAGAAAAUCAACCAGAAAUGGGGCUUAUCACUGUUUUCCAGCUUUGUGGUUUUGUAUAAUAGACAAUUGAUACAACCUUUCAAUACUUAUACUUAAACUGUAUGCAAUGUUUUUGUGAGGUACUACAUGUCAAGGCAGCUUUAAUUCCCUGCUGUCUGAUGCCUGUAAGGGUUUUCUUUCUGGAGAUGUUUUAUCAAAAAUACAAGUUACAGAGGAAAUUGGUCUUCUCUCCUUUCUUUACAGAGAAGUGAAGAAUGAAAUGUUACUCCACACAGCAUGUAAAUUCCUCUUCAUUUGGAAACAUGAGAAUAUUGUAAAUGGCAAAUCCAUCACAUCACAGUUGAUGUUUUAUGUAAUAGUUCCAUGAAAAUGGAGGAGAUUUGCAAUGAGGACCAAGUUAAACAAUUACAUUUUUAUGUGUUGAUAAGCACGGCAAUAGUCUU